Molecule: messenger RNA, 1180 nt
Organism: Zymoseptoria tritici IPO323
Lineage: Eukaryota; Fungi; Ascomycota; Dothideomycetes; Mycosphaerellales; Mycosphaerellaceae
Exons: 2
Coding region: 140-940 (266 amino acids)
Cellular component (GO): intracellular anatomical structure
Molecular function (GO): oxidoreductase activity, acting on NAD(P)H, oxygen as acceptor
Source: RefSeq, a predicted model, not a curated record
GCUUUAAAAUCUUCUUCCUCGACAACCAAACUUCCUCUCUUCUACAUCAACCUCCAUCACAAACAUCUCCUCCACCAACAACGACACUCUCCACCACAACAACCAACAACCACACCAACACACCAACACACCACCCAACAUGCCUCAGCGAAUCCCCGAAGCCACCGAGCUCAAGGACCUCCUGUCCCUCAAGGGCAAGGUCGUCGUCGUGACUGGUGCGUCCGGCCCCAAGGGCAUGGGCAUCGAGGCCGCCCGCGGUUGCGCUGAGAUGGGUGCCGACGUGGCCAUCACAUACUCGUCCCGCCCCGAGGGUGGUGAGAAGAACGCCAAGGAGCUCGCCGAGAAGUACGGUGUCAAGGUCAAGGCCUACAAGUGCCAGGUCGACAAGUACGAGAACUGCGAGAAGCUCGUUGCCGAUGUCGUCGCGGAGUUUGGCAAGAUCGACGCCUUCAUCGCCAACGCCGGUGCCACCGCCGACUCUGGCAUCCUCGACGGCUCUGUCGAGGCCUGGAACCACGUCAUCAAUGUCGACCUCAACGGCACCUUCCACUGCGCCAAGGCCGUCGGCCACCACUUCAAGGAGCGCGGCACUGGCUCGCUGGUCAUCACCUCGUCCAUGUCCGGCCACAUCGCCAACUACCCACAAGAGCAGACCUCGUACAACGUCGCCAAGGCCGGCUGCAUUCACAUGACCAAGUCUCUCGCCAACGAGUGGCGCGACUUCGCCCGUGUCAACUCCAUCUCCCCCGGCUACAUCGACACCGGCCUCUCCGACUUCGUCGCCAAGGACGUCCAGAAGCUCUGGCACUCCAUGAUCCCCAUGGGCCGUGACGGUCUCGCCAAGGAGCUCAAGGGCGCCUACGUCUACUUCGCCUCGGACGCCUCCACCUACACCACCGGCUCCGACCUCCUCGUCGACGGUGGCUACUGCUGCAGGUAGAUGUCUUCGUUGACGUCCACCUCACCAUUACGACGACUUCACGAUUUUCGACGAAUGGAAGGAAUGAGAAAAGGUGCGAUGGCUGCUGAGGUUGACAAUGGGAGGAUGUCAGUCAAGUGGCUGUUGGCCUUGCACUGAGGUAUACGAUUGCUUUCAAGGGAAACAAAUGUGCAAACGGGAAGAGAGCCUGGUUGUACAAGUUGUAGUUGAGUGAAACACAGAUCAAGCUUCACGUCACAA